This is a messenger RNA of Cyprinodon tularosa, 816 nucleotides long. RefSeq lists its product as uncharacterized. Gene Ontology annotation, biological process: cell surface receptor signaling pathway. The coding region runs from base 61 to 681 and encodes 206 amino acids. NCBI's taxonomy places the organism in Eukaryota, Metazoa, Chordata, Actinopteri, Cyprinodontiformes, Cyprinodontidae. Gene Ontology annotation, molecular function: transmembrane signaling receptor activity. The transcript has 4 exons. The record is from RefSeq and is a predicted model, not a curated record.
CAUAUUUUUCCAGAGAGACUUCAGUUUUUUGAGUAUGAGUCUAUAACUAUAAAAUGUAAGAUGAUAAAUGCUGUUAAGGCUUGGAGAGUAAUGAAGGAGUUCCACAAAGUCAGACCAACAAAUUCCUCAGAUCCCUGCAGCUCACCGAAACCUUCCUGCACACUUAAACCUGCCCUGGAAAGACACAGUGGAGAAUAUUGGUGUGAAAACGAUGCUGGAGAAAGGAGCAGUGCGGUCAACAUUUCUGUUACAGCUGGUUUGGUGAUCCUGGGCACUCCAACCCAACCUGUGGUGGAAGGAUCAGAUGUGACCCUUCCUUGUAUCCAUAAAGAAACUGCACUGAAAGCUAAACUGAAAACUGAGUUGAAUCACAUAAGAGAUUUUUACAGAAAUGGUCUGCAUCUCAUGACCUGCUAUACCAACAACAUGACCAUCCAAAAUGUCACAAAGGCAGAUGAAGGAUUGUACAAGUGCAGCAUCUCUUCAGCUGGAGAAUCUCCUGAAAGCUGGCUGUCUGUUUAUAGACCCCUGACAGCACCAAUUGAAGAUCGCUACACUGUGGAAUGUGAGCAGUCUAAAACUGAUGUUCUGGAGUAUGCUGUUAAAGUUGCGUUACUGGCCUUGUUGUCUGCGGUGAUUGGAGUAAUUCUCUACAAGAUAAAAGGUGGAAGGAACGAUUAAAAGCACCAACCCAUGUUUGUCAGGAGAGGAUGAAGUCUGAUUAUUGAAGUGAGAACGUCUGUGAGACUGGAAUGAAGUAACCUUCGUGAUCAACAGAUGUAAAAUAUGAUCAAACAUGCUUUAAAAUUAGUUGCC